This is a messenger RNA of Saccostrea echinata, 1099 nucleotides long. Its product is annotated as elongation of very long chain fatty acids protein 4-like. Gene Ontology annotation, molecular function: fatty acid elongase activity. Lineage: Eukaryota; Metazoa; Mollusca; Bivalvia; Ostreida; Ostreidae. The record is from RefSeq and is a predicted model, not a curated record. The coding region runs from base 77 to 955 and encodes 292 amino acids. The transcript is spliced from 8 exons. Gene Ontology annotation, cellular component: endoplasmic reticulum membrane. Gene Ontology annotation, biological process: fatty acid elongation, monounsaturated fatty acid; fatty acid elongation, polyunsaturated fatty acid; fatty acid elongation, saturated fatty acid.
GAACUUUUCUGGGGUGAUAUACACAGUAAAGUAUAAACAAAGACACAUGUUGUAGAAGAACUGGACACUAAGAAAAAUGUCAUUUUUAAAGAACCUCGUGCACAACUAUGAGUAUGCAACAACUAAGCUCAAUGACCCUCGUACCACAGACUGGUUUCUUAUGUCAUCGCCAUGGCCAACCAUUGCCAUAGUAGCAGUUUAUUUGAUAUUUGUUUAUGGAGGACAAAAAUGGAUGAAGAAUCGUGCUGCAUACUCCUUGAAAGAUGCUAUGCUGUGCUACAACUUUUGCCUGGUUCUCUUGAAUGCCUACAUCUUUUAUGAGUAUCUUGUGUCUACAUGGUUAAAUCCGAAGUUUUCUAAAUCCUGCCAAGUAAUGGAUUACUCCACUGAAGGUCUUCCACUCAGGCUAGCAAAGGUGUCUUGGUGGUUUUAUUUUUCAAAGAUAAUUGAGUUAAUGGACACAGUAUUUUUUGUUCUGCGUAAGAAGAACAAUCAGAUAUCAUUCCUCCAUGUAUAUCAUCAUUCUACGAUGCCUCUGCUCUGGUGGACAGGUGUUAAAUUCGUACCAGGAGGAGAGUCUUACCAGUGUGCCAGUAUCAACAGUUUUAUCCAUGUCCUGAUGUACACCUAUUAUCUGCUAUCUGCCAUGGGACCUCAGAUGCAGAAAUUCCUCUGGUGGAAGAGAUACAUGACAACAUUUCAACUGAUUCAGUUUUGGUGGAUCCUUGGGCACACACUGCAUGCCAUGUACGUGAACUGUGACUUCCCAAUCGGCUUUGGUUUUGCUCUUCUGGCCUACGAUUUCUCCCACAUUGUGUUGUUUUCUCAUUUCUACUACAACACUUACACCAAGAAAGCUCGAGCAAAAAAGGCCGAGGCUGACGGAAACUUGGCUAAUGGGAAUACUGACAAACAUCUGUCUGAAAAUGGAAGCACCACCACAAGACGCAAAUGAACUGGAUAUUGUUGUAUGUUAUGCAUUGUUUUGCAAAAAAAUUUUGACAGGAACUUUUAAAAUUCCGUCCAAAAAAAGAGUAUUUUGAUGAAGAACUCCAUAAAUUAUUUAUACUCAAAUGUUGAUUAGCAUGAAAUCAUUAAG